Homarus americanus (American lobster) is the source of this 1125-nucleotide messenger RNA. Its product is annotated as nascent polypeptide-associated complex subunit alpha, muscle-specific form-like. The record is from RefSeq and is a predicted model, not a curated record. Lineage: Eukaryota; Metazoa; Arthropoda; Malacostraca; Decapoda; Nephropidae. Bases 1 to 1125 code for a protein of 374 amino acids. The transcript is spliced from 4 exons.
AUGACCAGUUCCUACAUCACAAAGGAGCAGUCAGAACGAGAACCUGUAAUCCACAAGGACCGAGGGGCUCUCCGCGCACCGCACUGUGCAGUACUUCUAUGUAAUUUGCCACACUGGGAUACCUUUGGCCCCUACUACGAGCGCACAUUCGUAUUGUGUAUCAAAACUCUUAGCUUUCGUGAUAAUUACAAAAUCAACUGCCCCCAGCAGCCCUACAGGGGCAGCGCUCCCUGGGGCUCUCCCAUUUGCCCUACCAGGUACGGCGUCCCCAGAGGCCCUCCCAGUGGCUUCCGCGACCACAGGGGUCUCUUACGGGAGUCGGUGAACCCAGGGGCCCUCCAAGGGGUGUCAGCGACUGCAAGGACCAUACUAGAGGCGGUGGCGACACUAGGGGCCCUCCCAGUGUCGUCGGCGAACCCAGGGGCCUUCCCAAGAGCAUCGGCGACCCCAGGGGCCCUGCCAGAGGCGUCGGAGACCCCAGAGACCCUCCUAGGGACGUCGGAGACCCCAGAGACCCUCCUAGGGACGUCGGAGACCCCAGAAGCCUUCCCAGUGGUAAGGCCAAACCCAAAGGCCCUAGCAGGGGUCCUCCCAGGGGUGGCGGCACACCAAACGGACUUCCCAGUGGCAGCGGCGGACCAGGGGGCCAUCCCAGAGGCAGCGGAGCACUUAGGGACACCUGCCAGGGACGUCGGAAACCCCAGGGGACCUACCAGGGGCGUCGGAGACCCCAAGGGCACUCCCAAGGUCGUUGGAGACCCCAGGGGCCUUCCCAGUGGCAGAAUAGACUCAAAUGACCCUCUCAGGGGAGCGGCGGUGCCUCCAGGCGCCUUCCCAGGAGGGGCGGCAGCGCCCCAUGGGCCCUUCUCAGGGGCCCUCCCAAGGGACUGCCCAGCAGCGACGGCGCCCCUAUGGGCCCUCCCAGAGGCAGUAGUGCCUCCAGGUGCCUUGUCACGGGCGUCAGCGACCCCAGGGACCCUCCCAGAGGCAGCAGUGAACCCUGGGGCCCUCCCAGAGGCUGGAGUGACUCCCAGGGGCCCUCCUAGGGGUGUCGACGACCCCAGGGGCUCUCCCAGAGGCGGUGGCGAAUCCAGCGGUCAUCCCAGUAGCUGGAGGCGCCCCUAG